AUGUCGGAACCCACGGAUCAGAAAGGUGCUCCCAUUACGGAUGGAGAUCUUUAUUCGGUUUCUUGGGACGAUUUGAUUGGUGGAGGAGCGUUUAGUAAGGUUAGAAAUGUCCAAUUUUUCACGAAUUUUGUGUUGUUUGAUUCAAACAAGUUUUUCAAUAGGAAAUCUUGUGGAGCUUGUGAAAUACUUAUCAUUUUAUCGAUUUUUCGAGAAAAAAACAAAUAACAGCUUUGACUGCGAAAUUUCUAUAUCGAAGUUUAAAACAAAGGCUGAAUUUGAUUUUCUGGGAAACAUUUUACUGAAAUUUAGUAGCUUGACGAACAGAUUGACGGCUUUUUUAAAUAAAAGAAAAUUAACCCGAUUCAGAAGUAAUCAUUUUUUCCUUUCCUUCAACUUUAUUUAAGGUUUACUUGGGAAGGACCAAAGCGGGUAGAAGAGUUGCCGUGAAAUAUACAAGAUCGAAACGGGACAUCGAAGCGGCCAGAAAUGAAGUGAAGCUAUUGAAGCAAUGUGCUGGAGCUUUGAAUAUUGUACAGGUUGGAUUCAAAAAAAAAAUCCCCCUUUGAAAUGUGUUUCCAGUACAUCGGAAGUUGCUAUCGGCCCUAUCGAAGUGAUGAAACUGGGCCUCCGCUGGAGGAUUACACUUUCGCCAUGGAAAUGGCCCUGUUUAGCUUGGAAAAGUUCAUGCAGAUGCCCGGAAACGCUCGCGGUUUAGAGAUGUUCGUCCUUAUCGAUUUGAUCACCGAUUGUGGUUGGUUUUUUCGUUAGCCUUGAAAAAUGUUGAAAAACUUGGAAAGAAAAGCUAAAAAUAUCUUUCAGCAUCGGCUCUCGUGACAUUGAAAGAGAAGAAAAUCGCCCAUCGAGAUAUCAAACAUAUGAAUAUUCUGGUCUUUCCGGGAACCCCGACCAAAGGACGGAGGUUUCUAUUCGAUCUCUUUGAAAAUAUAAUUUAUACCUUCAGAUCAACCUAUCUGUUCAAACUUUGCGAUUUGGGCGGUUCUCGGACUGUUGAAGACGAUCAAGGAAUGAAGACCCUUGUCGGGACUCCCAACAUGCUCGUGAGUAUAGUUUGAUCAAUCCAGAGAUUUUUGAACACCUGUGCCGGAGUUAUAGCAGAUCCACAGUUAGAAAAAGCCCUGACACGAAAAGAAAAUAGAUAGUGCAUGGUCGGUGGAGAGCGCAGACAAGCUUCUUUGCGUUUCAAGCUAGCCUUGAAUCAGAUUUAGCUUAUUUGAAAAAUUAUUUUUUGGGAAUUUCAAAGAGUUUCAUGAAUUUUUCGAGUCGUAAAGUCGAUCCCGAAGUAUCUUAGGUCAAGACAAACUUUCGCGCCUUUAGCAAGACCUUUUUUAUGUCUUCGAAAAAGUUUUUCAAAUCAGACGCAGAAAAAAGAGAAAGAAGAAGUCAAACUUGAAACCAGGAAAAAUCGGAAAAUUGCGGUUUUUUGAAAAAUGUGAGGUACUAUUAAAGAGACAUAACGAGGCGAAGUUCUGCAGAAAGUUAUUUCAAAAAAAGCAGAAUUACUUCAAAAAAAAUAGCAUUUUGAAUAUUCCAGCACCCAUGUAUGGCUGAAGAACUGUGCUACGGACCUGUAGACUGGAAAACGAAGGAAAGUUAUACGGCGGAGCAGUGCGACCUCUGGUCUCUCGGCUGCACCUUGUAUUUCUGCGCGACCGGCUCUUUCCCCUUCAAACAUGAUAACAACGAUCGAUCUCUCUACUAUAAUGGCGUGUCCCGGCUGCGCGAGAAUCCCGGUUCGUGGUAAAAUGAGAAAAAUUAGCUUGUUAGCUGAUGAAUCUCUGAAAGGUUGAGCUUGCAAGGAAGGUCAACUUUUUUACGGUUGCGAUUUAACUGAAAAUUGGUCAGAGCACCAUUUGGAUGUACUAGAAAAAGAUUCUGGAAGCCUCAACCAGCACAACUUCCUAGUUUUCGAGAAACAAGACCUCAAAGUCAAAGAAAACCUUUAAAAUCUGUUUAAGUAGACUAUUCUUGAGCUUCAAGCUCUUAUUUUUCAGAAACUAGGAAGUUUUGCAGGUUUAUGCUUUCAGAAUCUUUCUUUGGUUGUUUUCGAGGUUAUCAUUCGAAUUUUCAAGAAAUUUCCAACCGCAAGGUACCAUAACCUUCCUUGUAAGGAAAUCAAGCCGUAAUUCAAAAAUUUCGAGCUUUUUCAUAGAAAUCGACUGUUUUUGAGACUGAAUUUUCAGUUCAAAUUUCGACUCUUGCAAAUUCGCAACAGCUCAAUUUAUUGGAAGAAAAGUUAUUGGAAAUUUUUUUUCAAGGAAAUCAGAUGUGAAAAGAGGCUCACAUAUCGAGUAUUGUCAUAUUUCAAAACCUUUUCUAGGAGCUCUGAAGGCGCGAUAAAUAAAGGUCUCGAGACGAAAGGCUUUUUUGUAUUGUGUCUAAGGAUUUCUAAAAAAUCGUAGAUUAUUCAGUCUCUAAAUGAAUAUUUCCGAUUCAGAUGCCAUCGCGAUGGAGCACCGUUGCACAACGAAGCACAUGAACAAGCGUCGAUACGAAUUCGCUCCGAUUGAAGUGCUUCCGAAUAAAAGAAAUCGAUAUCCAAAGUGAACCCCUGAAAUUUUCCCAUAAUCUUGUGCCUUUCAGAUGGUUCGUCCACAUGAUGACGAUGCUCCUGCGAGGAUUUUUCCACGAACCGUCGAUGACUAACUUUGCCAGUGUGGCCGAGUCGCUCAAAAAAGCCCCUCGCCGCGUGUUCCUCUCCAUCGAUCAGCUUUCUAUCGUCUAUCACUCGGAUCUGAGUGCUGAUCGGCACGUUGGGUUCGAUCCAACCUUGUUGGAACCCAAGAAAAUGGAGCUUCAGAAUCAACUUCCCGUCGCUUUCCGAAUGCUUUGACUAUCCGAAAGGCACGCCGUUGAUGCUCAUCUCGAGGAGCAACAUGACUCUGUUCGGACCUAAGGACAAAGCUCUCAGUAGGCUGAGGGACGAGGAGUUCCUGGUACUGCCACUUUGUCCGGAAGUCUCCUGUCGCAGGUUCCCCGCCUUGAGAACCGAUUAUAGAGGUGGGAAUGGUGUUGUCCUACUAGAAGGCUCUAAAGAAAUUGAAAUUUUGAAUUUUCUAGAAUUCCCUGAACAUGUUUGAUUUUUACAGUUCUUUGUCAAAAUGUUUGAACUUUUUCAAAUUUUCGUGGUUUUUAAUGGUUUUUGUAGCUCUCCCUUGGAAGCGAAAGGGUUCUUUAAAAGUCUUUCCUCUUCAUUUUUCGUUUUCCAAUUGAUUCCUCUUCAGAAGAUGUUUCGAUGCCAGUUUCGGAACUAUUUUCCACGCGGCUCACGAUGAUUGCCGACGCGAUUGAGUCGUUGAACAUGUCCGACACCUUUAUUCAACUCGUUUCUGAGCUUAAAAUAAUCCUAUCCCGCCAAUUUGAUUUGGUAAAAUCAUUUAAACUCGAAAUAAAACAAAAAUAUUCGCAGUUGAUCGAGGAGAUGAGCUCGGAGCCGGCGUCGAUUGCUGCCGUUUCCAGAUUUUCCGUCUAUUUCGAGACGGCUUGUGUUCCCCUGGUCGUCUUCAAUUCGGGAGCUUCUGAAGAUGUUAGUUUUUCAAUGGUUUUAAUCAUAUAGGCUAGUGUCCAAUGAAAAUGUUUCUUUUUUUUUUAGCAGAAAUCGGUUCUUAGCCGCUGUUGUGAAGCCUCCAACAAGAUUGGCAAAGAACUCGACCUUCACAUUGGUAUUUCGAAGAGAAAACGAAAUGUUCUAUCAAUCUUCAUGUUUCAGGAAAAAUUCUGAAGCUUGUUGAUUAUUGCAAGAAGCAGAAGAUACAUGUGGAGAAGGAUUUCGAGCUGGAUUAUGUUGAUUUGCCGAAUAUUAAAGGUAUUUUUUCGAGUUUUUAUGAUCUUUGAAUGUCCUGGAAGUCAAUCGCUUAAGCCAAUUUUCAUAUAAUUUUUUUCUCAACCAAAAAAAAGUUUUAAGAAGAACUGGAGACCUUUUUCGUGGAAGACAAACCCUUGAUUUUGGCUACCCACGAAUAUGCCAAGGAAUUGGCCCUGAAAUGCUAUGAUCGACGUUGUGGCCUUCUGCGGCAGUUUUUCGAGCCCGUCGAUGGCAAAAAUAUGAUCCAGCGCAUGAUGAUGGUCGCCAAGUACGUCUUUCUCGUUUGAAUCUGAAUUUGAAGCUCUGAAAUUGAUGGUUUUUUUCAGGUGAAAAAAACUUGAAAUUUAUUUAUUCUAUAAUUUCUAUUUCUAGCUAGCGAGGUAGCUUAUAGUGGUUCAAAAAGAUUUUUUUGCGAAUUUUUUUCUAAAUUAUUUCGAAAAAAAUAGUUUCUUAAAAGUCCAUUCAUGCAACGAUUUGCUUAAAAUUUCAACUUAUUCGUGCUCAAAAACCUUUGUUUCUGGACAUUAUGGCUAGAAAUGAAUUUUUAAAGCCAAAAGUGAGAGAAAAUACAACCUGAAAAGUAUUUUUUACCCUAAGAAAAAUCUCUUUUUUCCAGCGGCCUCAACGAGAUCCGGGACCGUUUCCGUUAUUGUCGGACCCAGGUUUUGGAAUGCGUCGAAAUGCUCGAAAAACCUUUCCAGGAAAUGAAGGUGAAGACCAAAUGAUUUAUUUUUACCUUUGAAUAUUUUAUUUCAGUCUACGAUUGGUAUGAACUUCGCGGCACAAGGGGUGAAACCAAGAAGCCCUCACAUAUUCUCUGAGAACAAUGUCUUCAGAAAAGACUAAGAAGAAAGAGUAAGAAAAAAAUUUUAAUUCUUAAAAUAUACCAUCUUUUUUCAGGAUGAAAAUGAUGAUCCUGAAGAACAACGAGCUCGCGCGAAGGCUUGAAACAGAAAUGGCUAGUUUGCAAGUCGACCUGAAAGACUUCUCAAUCAUCCCGACGCCUUUUGCGACGCCUUCGGAAAGUUUGAAGCCACAGGAACGAGAAAAGACUGCCGAUCCACAAACUGUUACCGCAGUUCCAGAAGAAGAUCAAGUAGAAACUGCGAUGUGCAGGUAAAAAUUACAAAAAAGUGUUCAACGUGAAAAUUCUGUCUUGAUGCGCUCCAUGCUAACAGAAAUUGUUUAGAAAAUAGUUUAAUUUUUUCAAAAAUUAUUUUAAAAAAACCACGUUAUUGCGCGUGUGGUACGUAAACACCUCCAUUGCGUACUUUCAACUUACAGUAAUCCAAUUUCCUUUUUUUGGCGGAUAUCCGCGGAUGAUACCAGCAACCGCUGGGAAAUGUUUUUUUCAAUUAGUUUACGUUCAAAAGAAGUGUUUGUGAAUUCAAGAGCGGUAAAACGGCCUUUUUCCAGAAGUUCAUUAAAUUAUUCGGUAUAACAACUCCAGAAAUAACGUUUUUUUUCUUGAACGAAUAUCACGGAUUUGAUUUCAAUAUUUCUUGGAGCGAAUUUAUUUUGCCUUUUUAUGCUUUUUGUCUGCCGUGUGUCGUUUUUUUUUACGUGUAACUUUUGCCCUUUUCAUGUUGUCGUUGUUGUUUUCUUGUUUUGCUUGAUCAACGCUAGGAAAUAGUCCUUGAAGUAGAGCGCUUUUUAUAUUUAUAGAAAAAGCCCUUGAAUUGUGGAACUGGCCAAUAACUAAUUGAAUCACCAAAUUUAUUUUUUAGUUCCAGAAUAUCCUGA
Caenorhabditis auriculariae is the source of this 5566-nucleotide messenger RNA. Lineage: Eukaryota; Metazoa; Nematoda; Chromadorea; Rhabditida; Rhabditidae. The record is from the annotation of a GenBank genome assembly.